AUGGAAGCCCCCUGCAACGCCACCGGCCGCAACUUCUCCGAGCCCUCCAGCUUGUACCGGCACCUGGAGAACACCAGCGGGAAGAGCAACGACACCGACCCGUUCGGACGGAACGAGGAGGUGGCCAAGAUCGAGAUCACCGUCCUGAGCCUGGCCUUCCUGGCCGCGGUGGUGGGGAACUUCAGCGUUCUCCUCGCCAUGUCCAGAACCCGGCGGAAGCUGUCGCGCAUGCACCUGUUCAUGAGGCACCUGAGCCUGGCCGACCUGGUGGUGGCCUUCUUCCAGGUUCUGCCGCAGCUCUGCUGGGAGAUCACCUUCCGCUUCUACGGCCCGGACUUCCUGUGCCGGAUAGUGAAGCACCUGCAGGUGCUGGGCAUGUUCGCCUCCGCCUACAUGAUGGUGAUGAUGACCGUGGACCGCUACAUCGCCAUCUGCCACCCGCUGCAGACCCUCCAGCAGCCCACGCAGCGCGCGUACAUGAUGAUCGGCUCCAGUUGGGCGUGCAGCCUGGUGCUCAGCACCCCGCAGUACUUCAUCUUCUCCCUGAGCGAGGUGCGCCCCGGCUCCGACGUGUACGACUGCUGGGGGCACUUCGUGGAGCCGUGGGGGCUGCGCGCCUACAUCACCUGGAUCACGGCCGGGAUCUUCCUCGUGCCCGUGGUCGUGCUCGUGUUCUGCUACGGGUUCAUCAGCCGGACCAUCUGGAAGAACCUCAAGUACAAGACUCGGAAGAAGAGGGCGGACGCGGUGGCAGAGGCCACCAAGACCGGGAUCCUGGGCAGGAGCUCGGUGAGCAGCGUGAGCUCCAUCUCGCGCGCCAAAUUACGCACGGUCAAGAUGACUUUCGUGAUCGUGGUGGCGUACGUGGUGUGCUGGGCACCGUUCUUCACCGUGCAGAUGUGGUCCGUGUGGGAUGAGACGUUCUCCUGGGACGACUCAGAAAACACCAUUGUUACGCUCUCCGCCCUGCUGGCCAGCCUCAACAGCUGCUGCAACCCCUGGAUUUACAUGAUUUUCAGCGGCAACCUGCUGUCGGACUUGGUGGGCAGCCUGCCGGGCUGCCGCCGGCUGAGGGGCAGGUUCCACCCGCAGGACUCGGACAGCAGCAUCCGCCGGACCACGCUGCUGUCCCGCCUGCAGGGGCCGCGGCUCUCCGAGCCCCUGACCAUUAAAAACUGCCCACAGGGCCCAUCCUGA
Messenger RNA from Menidia menidia (Atlantic silverside), 1197 nucleotides. The record is from the annotation of a GenBank genome assembly. NCBI's taxonomy places the organism in Eukaryota, Metazoa, Chordata, Actinopteri, Atheriniformes, Atherinopsidae.